AUGGGAGUCCAACCAACCCCUCGUAGUCUGCUCAUCCUUGCGCUUGGAUGGGCAGGUCUCAUAGGCUCGGCGGACGCGGCCAUGCCGCAUAUUUCCCAGUGCCGGUUAUGCCACAAGUGCCAUCUCGCCGCUGGCGGCGGUCCUCGCAUUGCCACAACUACCGCAAAGCAGGUCCUACCCAUACGGAAGAAGCGCGCUCCGAUGUACGACCCGGAGCUGGAUCCGCUCGUACCUAUCCAAUUCAAACCUUCCAGCUACCGUCCGCAAUCACAAAACGACAUGGCCUCGCUGCCCGAUUGGAUUUUCCGUACGAACACGAACAUGACCCCCUCCGGCGAGGCUGUGGUCAAGGUGUACUGCAUACCCAUCUCUAAGCGUGUAACCGGCUCUAAACCCACAUGCAACCCGGUGCGUAUUGCCGAGAUCAUGAGGCAUCUCCUGGCGCUGGACAAGCUGUCGCAAGAUUGCGGAUUCACGUUCUACUCCUGGUGGGGCUUAUGGAUGGAGUACGUGGAGGGAGUCAGUUUGGAGAACGUGCUCUUCAAGGGCGUUCCUAAGCGGCUGCCGUUGGAGACCAUUGCUGACCUGUUCAACAACCGACUAAACACGACGCGUGUCAUACGCGCGGCCAUCUUUGACCUGUUGACCAGUCAAUGCGACCGCCACGCGCAAAACUUGCUGAUCCAAGAAGACGGAAACUUCAAGCUCAUCGACAAUGAGUCGUGUCUUCAGCACAUGUGGCGCAACUGCGCGUUUGAUUCGGUGCUGGUGCCUACGACCCAAAAGCAGGAGAUCGUCCGCCUAGCCAACCACUACGUGCUGAAGCUGCCCACCGUGACGGGCGGUAACGCCAUACCCCACGCCUUCGCCGACCCGCGCCUGCUUUUCGAUUACCGUUGCUAUCUUCCCGAUGGGAGAGAGCAGAUGGGCACCAAGUACCCGCCACAAAUCGGGACCUGCUUGAAGCGUGUGGCGAGUAUGACACCCAAGGAGAAUUCAAGAUGCAGUAGCCGCGUCGCUUGUUUGCAUGGCAUUGGCAUUGCGAACUCGCUCCCACCCACCAACCCUGCGUGCGCACUAGCCCCCUUGCUUGUGCUACCUCCGGUACCCCCCCGCGCGCGGAAAAUUGUCAAGUAUUACGGCUUUCCGGACGAACGUGUUGCCAACAAUUUGCUGACUCGGGCGACGGACAUGAUCACACGCGGCUUCGAGUGGGCUGCCAAGUACGGCCAUCCCCAGAACGCGCCGCCCAAGCGGUACCGCUUCCAGCCCAAGUGCUGCAAGGUACGUGUGGAGAAGACGCAGUUCCAGUGCGCGCAUCCCUGGAGCCCGAGCCUGGAGCUGCCCUUUGGGAACGCCAUCACGGGACAGCCCUGGGACAAGGACCGACCGGAUCCGGGGUCAUACGUGGGGGGGACUUUCCCGGAGGAUGGGGAGUUGGGGGAGAAUGCGACGGCCGCUGCGUUGGGUACGGCGAUCGCUGGUACGGCAGUCGGUACGGCAACAUGGACGCGAUGA
Volvox carteri f. nagariensis is the source of this 1518-nucleotide messenger RNA. RefSeq lists its product as uncharacterized. The record is from RefSeq and is a predicted model, not a curated record. The transcript has 10 exons. The coding region runs from base 1 to 1518 and encodes 505 amino acids. Lineage: Eukaryota; Viridiplantae; Chlorophyta; Chlorophyceae; Chlamydomonadales; Volvocaceae.